Molecule: messenger RNA, 706 nt
Organism: Sitophilus oryzae (rice weevil)
Lineage: Eukaryota; Metazoa; Arthropoda; Insecta; Coleoptera; Curculionidae
Gene: ND-19
Product: NADH dehydrogenase [ubiquinone] 1 alpha subcomplex subunit 8
Exons: 3
Coding region: 104-631 (175 amino acids)
Biological process (GO): mitochondrial electron transport, NADH to ubiquinone
Source: RefSeq, a predicted model, not a curated record
AUCUACAAUUGAAAUAUUGAAAUUGAAAAUGUCAGCUGUUGGAUAAAUGGCAUAAAUGUAAUCAUUAGCAAAUUUUGAUGAGAUUUUUCUAAAAUAAAGAAAAAUGACCAUCACCGACGACACGUGUUUGCCCACCGAAGAAGAGCUCACAGUUCAAGAGAUCAAUCUGACUGGUCCCGUCCUAAAAUCGGCAGGGUUUCACUUGGGAAAGGCCUGCGAAUCGGAGAAUAAUGAAUUUAUAUUGUGCCGGUACGAGUUACAAGAUCCCAGAAAGUGCAUUAACGAGGGCAAAGCAGUCACGAACUGUGCCUUGAAUUUCUUCAGGAAAGUCAAAGGAAGUUGUUUCGAAGAGUUUACUCAGUACGCAAACUGCGUAGACAAGUCUAGCACCGAUCAGAAAUUUACACCAUGUAGAAAAACUCAGGGAAUCUUCGACAAGUGUAUGAAAGAUAACUUGGGUAUAGAUAGACCUCCUUACGACUAUUACAAUCGUGUUCACGUGCACAAAACCCUCAGACCUAGGCCUGAGAAGGAGCCUUUACCUGUCUAUCCCGAUGCUGCUCCAGCACUGCCUCCGGAUGCAGAAAAGCCACCAGCGAACUACGGAUAUCGUUGGUUGUUCUUCUGGUAGAUGUUUCAACAGAUUUUUUUUAGUACAGUGAAAAAGUGUAGAAUAUGAUUAAAAAUAAAUUAAUUACUAAUAAUA